This is a messenger RNA of Polychytrium aggregatum, 1154 nucleotides long. RefSeq names its product triose-phosphate transporter family-domain-containing protein. Lineage: Eukaryota; Fungi; Chytridiomycota; Chytridiomycetes; Polychytriales. The coding region runs from base 94 to 1086 and encodes 330 amino acids. The transcript is spliced from 4 exons. Gene Ontology annotation, cellular component: Golgi apparatus. The record is from RefSeq and is a predicted model, not a curated record. Gene Ontology annotation, molecular function: antiporter activity.
UACCAACGCAGAGUAUCGACACCAAAGACCAAGUUGAUUCGCAGAGCUGCAGUCGGACGUUGAAGACCAGCCCAACUCCACAGAGCGACGGCAAUGAUUCUCAAGAAUAUGACCACCGCGGCGGACUCGCUUUUAUGGCUUCUCUUUUACUUCUCCGUCAACCUGACGCUCACGAUCCACAACAAGGCCGUCCUGCAGCUCUAUCGCUUCCCGUUUCCAUGGACACUUACAGCCAUCCACAUCAUGUGCAGCACGCUGGGCUGCUCGGCGUUGUCGGCCUUUGGGGUAUUCCGGCCCGUGGCGUGCAGCCCCAGAGACAUGAUCAAGAUCCUGGGCUUUUCGAUCCUCUACACCGUCAAUAUCGCAGUCUCCAACAUCAGCCUGAGCAUGGUUACCGUCCCGUUUCACCAAGUGGUGCGGUCGAUUGCCCCAAUCGUCACCAUGGUCCUAUCAUCUCUGUUUUGGAGACACUCGCACGGCACCAAGACAUGGAUAUCCGUGCUGCCGACCAUUGUCGGAGUGUCGCUCACGACUUUGGGCGACUACGACUACACUUCGGCCGGCUUGAUCCUGACCAUCUUGGGCACGGUCUUGGCCUCGCUCAAGACAAUCUUGACCAACAAGCUCCAGGUUAGCGACCGGUCUUCCCAAAAGGCCAAGCUCGGUCCUCUAGAUCUGCUCUACAUCAUGUCCCCUCCAGCGCUCGCCCAGACGCUGGUCUAUGUCUAUGCAAGUGGCGAAUUCGCGACCUUGUCCGAGUACUGGGCAGAUCCGGGACUCCGUCGAUCGAGUCUGCUCGGCGCCCUUGUCUUCAACGGAUCGAUUGCCUUUGCCCUCAACUUUGUGAGCUUCACUGCCAACCGGAAGCUAGGGCCCCUCAUGAUGGGUGUUGCUGCAAACAUGAAGCAAGUGCUCUCGGUCGGGCUGGCGGUUGCCGUGUUUGAUUUGCGCAUCGGCGCUAUCAAUGCGUUGGGCAUCGUCCUGACGCUCGCUGGCGGAGCGGUGUGCACCUACGUCGAGCUGGAACGCAAGAAUAUCCUGAGCCGGGGCCAGAAUGAGCCGAUACUCGUCCUUUCGAAGCCGUGACGCUCGGCCUUGGGAUCUUGCGCCAAAUCGGCCGGCGUUACUCCAUCGAACAGGCUACCAUCUCUCUC